Messenger RNA from Coffea arabica (coffee), 1701 nucleotides. Its product is annotated as beta-carotene hydroxylase 2, chloroplastic. Lineage: Eukaryota; Viridiplantae; Streptophyta; Magnoliopsida; Gentianales; Rubiaceae. The record is from RefSeq and is a predicted model, not a curated record. Gene Ontology annotation, biological process: xanthophyll biosynthetic process; carotene metabolic process. Gene Ontology annotation, cellular component: chloroplast. Gene Ontology annotation, molecular function: beta-carotene 3-hydroxylase activity; iron ion binding.
AGAGAGUGAGGAAGCGUCCACCAAGAGAACAUGUGGUCUACAUGCAGUUAACCUUUGCAACUCUGCUUUGCCAAACACACACUCUCUCUCAUAGUCUCAUUUCUCAAGUCUCGACUCUCCUCCUCGAGCAUCAGCAACCGCCUUUGCCGUUGUUGAGACUUCGCAGGCGGUUCAGAUAAAUCGCUCUCUAAACAUUUCCAAUCCCACCUCCUUUCAAGCCUAUAUCAGGCUCUACAAGUAGAAGACGCCUAAACACACGCACACACUCUAUCUCUCUCCGUCUCUCAAGAAUUCUCCAAAUUCUGAGAAAACCAACACCGGAUACAAGUACGACCACCGUCUAUGGCUGCCGGAAUUGCCGUCGCAGCCGGCGCCCAGACAGUCUGUUUCCGGGUCAACUCAUUUCUAACCCGAAAACCCACCUCCCUAGUCGCAGAUAGCCUGACUUUUUCCCCUUUAGCCCAGCAAUUCAGCACAACUCGGAGGCAUCGAAGGAAGCCCAGGUUGACGGUUUGUUUUGUGCUGGAGGAUGAGGAAUUGAAAGCCCAGUUGGUGACAAGCGAGGAGGAAGCCCGAGAGCGCGAGAAAGCGAUGGCGAAGCGGAUCUCUGAUGCAAGAACGGCGGAGAAACUAGCCAGGAAGAGAUCGGAGAGGUUCACUUAUCUCGUUGCGGCCGUCAUGUCUAGCUUCGGAAUUACUUCCAUGGCAGUUCUGGCUGUUUACUACAGAUUUGUUUGGCAAAUGGAGGGCGGAGAGGUGCCUUAUUCGGAAAUGUUUGGCACAUUUGCUCUUUCAGUUGGUGCAGCUGUGGGAAUGGAAUUCUGGGCGAGAUGGGCUCACAAAGCGCUGUGGCACGCUUCGUUAUGGCACAUGCACGAGUCACACCAUAGACCAAGAGAAGGGCCCUUCGAGCUUAACGACGUUUUCGCCAUAAUCAACGCCGUCCCUGCCAUAGCCCUCCUUUCUUAUGGCUUCUUCCACAAGGGCCUCAUUCCUGGCCUCUGCUUCGGUGCCGUGAGUGCCUUCUCUCGUUCACAAUCGCUCAAGAUUGUAUUCGUCCCGUGCGCUUUUUAUACUGAAAGUUAUGAUUUUGACGUGCAGGGCCUUGGGAUUACAGUGUUUGGCAUGGCUUACAUGUUCGUCCACGAUGGUCUGGUGCACAAGAGAUUUCCGGUUGGUCCCAUUGCAAAUGUUCCUUACUUCAGAAGAGUUGCAGCUGCACAUCAGCUGCAUCAUUCGGACAAGUUCAACGGCGUCCCAUUUGGGUUGUUCUUAGGACCAAAGGAACUUGAAAAAGUAGGGGGGCUUGAAGAGCUGGAAAAGGAAAUCAACCGGAGAAUCAAGUUGCGUAAGGGUUCAUAAAAGGGUCAAAUUAAUUCAACGGGGCGCAUUUUGUCGCGGCUGUAGAAAAAAAGAAAAGAGGGGGUUCGACCUAAUAUGGACUUGAUUUUGACCUCGUAUUUGACUAGUCAAAGAGUUUUAAGGAACAGAGAGACUCGAGCAAGGAUUUUGAGUAAUUUAAUCCGGUCCCUGUCCAAAUUUAGUUGCUUCUUGCAGUACUCUUUGCGGCAAUAGCAAUGUGUUGCUUAGCGUGUUAAAUUACUAGGUCCGUUCGCUUGUAACUUGUACAAAUUGACGUCCAAUCACAAUUGUACCGGAAAUUUCAUAUGGAAAAGGACGGCCAAUUAAGGGAAAAGGAAA